This is a messenger RNA of Mesoplodon densirostris (Blainville's beaked whale), 2571 nucleotides long. RefSeq names its product zinc finger protein 764-like. Gene Ontology annotation, molecular function: RNA polymerase II cis-regulatory region sequence-specific DNA binding; DNA-binding transcription activator activity, RNA polymerase II-specific. Gene Ontology annotation, cellular component: nucleus. Bases 432 to 1499 code for a protein of 355 amino acids. The transcript has 3 exons. The record is from RefSeq and is a predicted model, not a curated record. Lineage: Eukaryota; Metazoa; Chordata; Mammalia; Artiodactyla; Ziphiidae. Gene Ontology annotation, biological process: regulation of transcription by RNA polymerase II.
AGAGAAGACAACUCGAGGGGGGAAUAUACCAGAUCAUCAAUGCCAGGCCGACACAGAAGCUGUUACAUGCCUUUCGCUAAAGUAGAAGGACGGUAGAGUGUCACCAUCUCUUCUGAGGGCUUCUUCAUUUCCCGGCCCUGGGACCAACGAGUUCGCGUAACAGGCCGUCUCCCGCCAUCCUAGAGUGGCCCCACCCAAAGCUACUUCCGGUCGUCUGGGCCCGGAGGGACCCACCCCCACCCAGCACCGCAGGCUGAAUCACCAGCGUCCCGACCCGAGGAUAUGGGGGUGAGCCCAAGACUCCGACCCCGGCCCUGCUCUGGGAUCCCUGCGCAGGUGCCGGUGAAGGCCGGGCGGGAAGGAGCUGGAAGAAGGCCGAGGGCCACGGGCUUCGUGAAGGUGGCCCUGUAUUUCUUCCCCGAGGAGUGGGGAUGUCUGCGGUGGCAUACCUUAACCUGGCCGUGCUCGGCUUCCGAGGCACCAAGCCAGCCCUCAUCUCCUGGGUGGAGGAAGAGGCCGAACUGUGGGGUCCAGAUGCCCGGGAUCCUGAGACGGGAGAGUGUCUUAGAGAAGCAGACACAGCAGGUUCCAGAGACAAGGAAGAGAAAGGACAAAGAGAAGGGACCGAGGCACUGGGGAAGAUCCUUUCCGUGGACGCUCAGCCUCCCGGACUGACGGCUCUCAAACCCUUUUCUGCUGGGUUUUCUUAUGGCUGGGAGCAGCCAUCGAAGGUGCCUCGCCGGGGUCGCCCACCACUCUGUGCCCAUCCCCCGGUCCCCAGGGCAGACCAGAGGCACGGUUGCUACAUGUGCGGGAAGAGUUUCGCUUGGCGCUCCACCCUGGUGGAGCAUCUGUACACCCACACGGGUGAGAAGCCCUUCAGUUGCCCUGACUGUGGCAAGGGCUUCAGCCAGGCCUCCUCUCUGAGCAAGCACCGGGCCAUCCACCGAGGGGAGCGGCCCCACCGCUGCCCGGACUGUGGCCGGGCCUUCACCCAGCGCUCCGCCCUCACCACCCACCUCCGGGUCCACACGGGCGAGAAGCCCUACAGCUGUGCUGACUGCGGCCGCUGCUUCAGCCAGAGCUCCGCCCUCUACCAGCACCAGCGGGUCCACAGCGGCGAGACCCCCUUCCCGUGCCCAGACUGUGGCCGUGCCUUCGCCCACGCCUCAGACCUCCGGCGCCACGUGCGCACUCACACGGGCGAGAAGCCCUAUCCAUGCCCAGAUUGCGGGCGCUGCUUCCGGCAGAGCUCCGAGAUGGCAGCCCACCGGCGCACCCACAGCGGCGAGCGCCCCUACGCCUGUCCGCAAUGCGGCAGGUGCUUCGGCCAGAAGUCAGCCAUGGCCAAGCACCAGUGGGUCCAUCGGCCCGGGGCAGGGCGGCACAGGGGCCGGGGUGCCAGUGGGUUGCCUGUGCCCCUGGCCUCUGGCCGAGGGGACCUGGACCCACCCGUGGGCUUCCAGCACUACCCAGAGAUAUUCCAGGAGUGUGGGUGAUGGCCUCAACGGUGACAAGGCAAAGGGUGAAGAUCUAGACAUUGUCUGAGGCCCAGGGUGGCCUCAGGGGCCUGAAACUCUGGCAGCUCUGGGGAAGCCACAGAAUUCCCAGCCAGAGCUGGACCUGGGGGAGGAAGACUGUUUCAUCUUAGGCCCUCAUGAGCUUCAUCUGCUGAUAACUUGUUCCCUACUGUCCCAGACUCUAGAAGACCCCUUUGCUGAGUUAGGGCUGAGGUUAGAACCCCCACUAGACUUUCACUGUGGGGAAGAAAAGGCUGUUUCUAAGAGGAUUGAGGUGGAGAACUUUGUUUUACCCACUGACUUUACUGCAGAAGUUAAAAACUGAUGGCCGGGUACUGAAUGUGGUCUGUAGCAGCCUUUAAAUUUUUUUUUUUUUUUAGCCCAGCCAGCAUUUUUAAAUGUUACGAAUUAUUGGUUAAGAUUUAAAAAUCAGGAUAUUUCACACAAAAAACCAGGUUUCCGGUCUCUCUUGAAAAAUCCGAAGAUUUGGCCACUCCACCUGAGCUCCCACAAAGCCACAGUUGGUGGGAGCUGAGGGGCAGUUGCCCCAUCGGAUGGAGACCAGGCUCUCCAGUUCAGCAUGCCCGCCACUCCUUAUCACCUCCUGACCAGUGUCAGCUGGCACUCAUCAUGGCUCGCCAACAUCUCUGGCAAAGCAGGCCCUCUCCAUCUGGCAUUUUUCUACUCAUUUACAUGACCUGUUGGGAUUCUGUAGUCAUUUGAGUUUGCAAACUAGUCUACAGCAUUCAAUUGUUCUUGAACAGGGAUUCAGGUAGAGAGCAUAUUUGUAUAACGGUGGCAGGAGAGAAGUAAAAGGAGGCUUUACGUUAGAUCUUGGCUCGUAUUGCAUUUUAUGGUUUACAAAAUACUGUCUUGUCCAUCAACUCAUUUCACCCUCAUAAUUGCAUAUGGAAGGAAGCAUCUUGCUUGGAGAGGACAGCCCAUCAGGAAGAGGCAGUCAGGACUGAAUUUUUUGCCCCAAAUGGAGUGGUGUCUCCACCUCAGCACCACUCAGCUGACCUGCACUUCCUGUUUUUGAAGGGCAGGGGCC